Molecule: messenger RNA, 1620 nt
Organism: Tetrahymena thermophila SB210
Lineage: Eukaryota; Ciliophora; Oligohymenophorea; Hymenostomatida; Tetrahymenidae
Product: MmgE/PrpD family protein
Exons: 6
Molecular function (GO): lyase activity
Source: RefSeq, a predicted model, not a curated record
AUGUUGUCUAAAAUCUAACAAAUGGCUUUCUCAUCAUUAAGAAAACUCCCCAAAAACCAAAAUCAAGCUUAAUUAUUAGGUGAAUACGCCAUCGAAUUCUUAAAGAACGGUAACCCCAGCCAAAAGGUUCUUGAAAGAGUCAAGCUUUUCCACACUGACUCCGUUUUUACCGGUAUUUCAGCUCUUGCCCUCAAGACUAAUGCUCCUUCUAUUUUGAAGGCUGAAGCUUUGGAAAACGCUAGCGGUGUUGGUAACAAGCCAAAGAAGGGUGUCUCCAGAUGUUUUGGUUCUGACUAAAACGUCCCUGUUGAAAAGGCUGUCUGUGCCAACUCUUCUGCUGUUAGAGAAUGGGACUCCAAUGGUACUGUCUUCGGUUACAACGAAACUCAAGCUACCAACAGAGCUGGUGAAUUCGGUCACAACGAUUUCUACCCUGCUGUCUUAGCUGCUGCCCACUAAAAUGCUGCCAUUAACGGUAAAACCGUCCUCAAGGCUAUGGUCUUACAAGAUGAAAUCAGAGGUAGAUUAUGUGAAGCUUUCUCUUUGAAGUCUUACAAGAUUGAUCACGUCGUUCACGGUGCUAUCGCUACCAUCUGCACCUAUGGUGCUUUGAUGGGUGCUACUCCCCUCUAAAUGGAACACGCUAUUGGUAUGUUCUGUGCUCACUACAUCCCCUUCAGAGCUAUCAGAGCUGGUAAGCAAUUAUCUGAUUCCAAGGGUGCCUCUGCUGCUAUCUCUACUGAAGCUGCCCUUAUGUGCAUCAAGAGAGCUAUGAACGGAUUCAUUGGUCCUAAGGAUAUUUUCAGAAACCCUGAAGCUAUCUUCAGACUCAAUGAACCCACCAAUGGUGACUCUCCUUUCGAUAUCUUUGUUUCCGACGGUGGUGAUGACUUCGCUGUUAUGGGUAUGCACUUCAAGUUAGGUUUAUAUGAACAUUAAUCUGCUGGUGCCUUGGAAGGUCUCCAAAGAUUGAUCUUCGAAAACAAGUUCUUAAAGCACAACGAAUUCGAUAGCAUUUCUAAGAUUAAGAUUAUUGCUUACGAACCUGCCUUCGGUAUCAUUGGUGAUCCCGCCAAGAGAAAGUGCUAGACCAGACAAUCUGCUGAUCACUCCAUGGUCUACAUUGUUUCUACCAUGUUGAGAAAGGCCAUCCAAGACAAGACUUUCGUUGACUCUUUGAGCUCUUACAAGUCUUUGGAUGAAGUCUGGAAGAGACUUAUUUUAUUACCUGACGACUACUCUCAAAAGGCUAUUUUCGAUCCCGUCACCAAGAAGUUGAUGGACUUAAUGGAAUUCGAACAUGGUGGUAAGGAAUACGAUAGCAAAUAUCCUGAAGGUAUCCCCACUACUAUUCAAAUCACCCUUAAGGAUGGCAGAACUUUCGAUUCUAAGCUUGUUAUGUUCCCCUCUGGUCAUGCUAAGAACACUGCUUGCGACCUUAGAGGUAUUUUGGAAAACAAGUUCAAGCUCCUUGGUAAACUUGCUCUUGCUGAAAACGAAAUCCAACCCAUGAUUGAAAGAUUAAUGAACUUAGAUAACUUAUCUAAUGCUGAACUCCAACUUCUUUACAACUGCAAUAUUAGAUACAGCCAAAAGUCUGUUGAUGAUCCCGAUUACUGA